Messenger RNA from Lucilia cuprina (Australian sheep blowfly), 809 nucleotides. Its product is annotated as probable methylthioribulose-1-phosphate dehydratase. NCBI's taxonomy places the organism in Eukaryota, Metazoa, Arthropoda, Insecta, Diptera, Calliphoridae. Gene Ontology annotation, cellular component: cytoplasm. Gene Ontology annotation, molecular function: methylthioribulose 1-phosphate dehydratase activity; metal ion binding. The record is from RefSeq and is a predicted model, not a curated record. The coding region runs from base 132 to 806 and encodes 224 amino acids. The transcript is spliced from 5 exons.
UUUUGUUCAGCGCCGUACUCUUAAUACUUAAUAUUCACAUGAAUGAAAUUGUAGUAAAUUUUGGUAAUUAUUAUUGUUAUCUCGGUCUUGUUAUCAGUUAUUUAGUAAAAACUUUAUAAGCAAGUGUUAAAAUGUCUUCAAUUUACGACAAUUUGCCUUUGGAGCAUCCUCGCAAAUUGAUACCGGCUUUAUGUCAACAGUUUUAUCAUUUGGGAUGGGUUACUGGCACCGGUGGUGGUAUUUCGAUUAAAUUGAACAAUGAAAUUUACAUAGCUCCUAGUGGUGUACAAAAGGAACGCAUUUUACCUGAAGAUUUAUUUGUACAAGACGAAGAGGGCAAAGAUAUACAAAUACCACCCGAUUAUAAGCAUUUAUCCAAAAGUCAAUGUACACCACUCUUUAUGUUGGCCUAUCGUCAUCGUAAUGCGGGCGCUGUUAUACAUACACAUUCCCAGCAUGCUGUUAUGGCCACUUUAUUAUGGCCCGGUGAGGAAUUUCGUUGCACUCAUUUGGAAAUGAUUAAAGGCAUUUUUGAUGAUGAAUCGAAACGUUAUUUACGUUAUGAUGAAAAAUUGGUGGUGCCUAUUAUAGAGAAUACUCCGUUCGAAAGAGAUUUGGCAGAUUCUAUGUAUGCAGCUAUGAUGAAAUAUCCCAGUUGUUCAGCGAUUUUAGUUAGACGUCAUGGUGUCUAUGUUUGGGGUGCCACAUGGGAAAAGGCCAAAACUAUGGCGGAAUGUUAUGAUUAUUUAUUUUCGGUGGCUGUUGAAAUGAAAAAAGCUGGUUUAGAUCCUGAAAAGUUUCCUUAAACA